AACAUGUGUUCUACCGUCAGUGAUACGGUUUAAUUUUCUGCACAAAAAUCUGCAAGUAAGAGCCUUGAGAGGCACAGCGAUCAAACCAACCGGAGCUCGGUGAUCAUCUUUCUGUUCGGCUUUUGUCAACUCAGCUUCGUUUGAAUCGGCGACGUGAGCCAAGAUGAAGCCGCCUCCUCGUACUCGAGUUAAACCAGGUCGCAUCCGGACACCUGACGGGUCACCGCUGAACUCAGGUAGAGUGUCCCAAAACUGGAAGCGAUUUGAGCGGAACAAUCUUCUGAAGGCCCUGCAAACGCUUAGCGUGACGACUGAAGGCCAAGGUGACAUCGAUUAUGCCGCCCUGAGGAAACAGGUGCCCACUCGGUCCGUCGCAGAGAUCCACGCUGUUGUAGAGGGUCUUAAAGACAAAGUGAUCUCCUCUGCGAGCUUCUACCUGAAAAACAAAGACGGGAUGGUCAGAAAGCCCAUCGAGAUGUGGACACAUAUGGCUUUGGCUGUGACUGGAAGCCUCAACGAUCCCAUUUGUAGAGCUUUCUCUCAGAUGCUGAUAGUGUCAUCCACUGAACCUCGUACUCUGAGGAACUGUGACCCUCCUCAGGACAACAGACUUGCCAAAGACGCAGGCAGGCGUCUGGGUUGCAGCAUCCCACAGAGACGAAUGCUUCGUUUGUCAAGCAAAGGUAAGCGCCCUGGCACCAACACAGCCCAUCCUUUUGUGGUAUUCAAGACGCCAGCACCAACCAUAGGUCGGGCCAUGAGACUCCCAGUAUCAUCCAAUGUGGUUAGAUUGCCAAAUAACAGAAUCCCUCCACCCCAGCAACAGCCUUCAAACGCAGCUGGAACCCGACCUGCUGCCACCUCCCACCCCCCAGGUACAGCAGAGGAACUCGUGCCUCCUACAACUCCACAGCUUGUGUCACAGACUGUGAUCCCAGUCACAACCUGUUCAAAUACUACUUCAGAGGUGAAGUCUGUGAGUGUUGGCAGCCUUGUAGAGCAGCCUACACAGCAGCUGUCAAAGCAGAAACCCUCCACCAUCUCUACUUUAAAGUCCCAUUCUUCCAGUCCUGACAUGCCCAUCGCUUCGUCUGCCACCAGUCUCACCCCGCUCCCCAGUACUGCUCCAUCCUCUGUGAAGUCUUCCAAUUCAGCCACCUCCAACCACCCGGUGGCCCCACUCUCCACACCUGCUGCUGCGUUUCCUUCCAGGGUUGGUUGCGCCAGCAAAUCUGCCACUAAAAAAACGAUCCGGACCUUCGAUGUCAACUCUUAUGUGGACUUUGAGAGGAUCUAUCACUACAUGAGCGCCCUGCACGAGACGGACGACAAGCGCCCUCUCACCCCCAUGGAGGGUGCUAUCGUGUUGGACCUGUUGAUGUCUCUUCCAGAGGAGCUUUCCCUGCUGCCCUGCACCAAACUGCACAAACAUCUGAUCCAGAUGUACCAACGUCUAUCAUCCCCUGCUAUCUCCAUGGAAGGCGGAGAACUGUUUAAAGACCCACAGGAUGGACUCGCUGCUCAGACAGGUGGUCAAGACAUGCCAGCCUGUCAGCAGAACACUGCUCAGCCCUUUCACAGCAGUGGAGUCCAGGACAGUGAAGAGCCAGAGGCGGCUGAGAGCCAAUCAUCAGGAACCAAAAACUCCUCCAUCCAACCAGGGAAGGACAAUGAGAUGGGAUUCCCCCCCCUCAAUCCUUUUUCGGUGCCACUGCAACUUUUGAUGCGUAGAUAGGUUGCAUUGAAAAUGUAUGAAUCAAAUCACAGCGUGUUGCUACCCCCAGGAGUCGUCUCAUCGUAACAUGAUUUUCUCGUUUUGAUAAUACUCUCAAUAUUUUACCAUGAUUGUGUAAUACUAACAUAUUUUGUUUUAGAAUGUGUUCUUCAUGGUAGUAUUAGAUAUUUAUGUUUCAACAACAAAUAAAGAAAUUAAGUAUUUAAUGUGAAUAACAAAGAAUGAAAAUUUUAGAAUUUAUUUUUUAUAAAAGAUUCUUAAACCGCUUUCUUAAAGGACUUA
Messenger RNA from Platichthys flesus (European flounder), 2017 nucleotides. It is a transcript of the gene snapc2, whose product is annotated as small nuclear RNA activating complex, polypeptide 2. Gene Ontology annotation, cellular component: nuclear body. Gene Ontology annotation, molecular function: RNA polymerase II general transcription initiation factor activity. Gene Ontology annotation, biological process: snRNA transcription. The record is from RefSeq and is a predicted model, not a curated record. The transcript has 6 exons. The coding region runs from base 164 to 1735 and encodes 523 amino acids. Lineage: Eukaryota; Metazoa; Chordata; Actinopteri; Pleuronectiformes; Pleuronectidae.